Molecule: messenger RNA, 124 nt
Organism: Scutellospora calospora
Lineage: Eukaryota; Fungi; Glomeromycota; Glomeromycetes; Diversisporales; Gigasporaceae
Source: the annotation of a GenBank genome assembly
UACAUUCAAAUUCUUUGCCAAAAGAAGAAGAACAUGAUGCAAUUAAUCUAGAUUUAAUUUAUGCUUUAACUCAAGCUAAUAUUCCACUUGAGAAAGUUGAUAAGCUUAAGCCAUUCUUCUUGAA